GUUUCCGCCACAAACGAGGCGCCCAAACCCCGGAGCACCCACACAGCUUCGUCGCUCGCCACCUCGCCUCAUCGCCCUUCCGCACCCCCCUGCCAUCCCGCCUGCAAUGCGCCUGAUCGUCAAGAAAAGAGACGGAAGCACCCUGACCGAGCUGACCCUCGCCGACGAUGCCAAGGUCAGCGACGUCACUGCGGCCAUCCACAAAGCCAAGCCCAAAUACUAUCCAUCUCGCCAGAGACUGACCUUCGACAAAGGAGGAAAGGCCAACGCCAAAGUACUUGAAACCGGCAAGUCGCUCGCGGACUACGAGAUCAAGGACGGAGAUUAUAUUCUCUUCAAGGACCUUGGCCAACAAAUCGGCUGGCGCACCGUCUUCGUCAUCGAAUAUCUCGGCCCCAUCCUGAUCCAUGUGCUUCUCUACUCGCUGGCGCCGGUCAUCUACGGCCAGGGCUUUGAGCCCACCUCUCAGCAAAAGCUCACCUUUUACUUGAGCAUCGCUCACUUUGCGAAGAGAGAAUACGAAACCUUCUUUGUCCAUCGCUUCAGCCUCGAGACCAUGCCUAUCUACAAUCUUCCCAAGAACUGCGCGCAUUACUGGCUGUCGGCCCUUUGGAUCGCAGUGGUCACUUACCGUCCAGGAUUCCAUGGCGUGUGGCCCGUGCAGUUCAACGACCUGGGCAACUAUUUCCUUCUCUUCGUCUGGGCCUGGGCCGAGGUCUCCAACUAUGCCACCCACGUUACUCUCCGUAACCUGCGCCCCGAGGGCUCCAAAGUUCGCCAUAUCCCUCGUGGCUACGGCUUCAAUCUUGUGUCGGUUCCAAACUACCUCUUUGAAAUUGUGGGAUGGAUUGCGUUCUCGAUGCUGAACGGGUCCCUGGCCGCCUGGGCCUUCACCGUCCUUGGCGCUGCCCAGAUGUAUCUGUGGGCCGUCAAGAAGCAUAAGCGAUACAGAAAGGAGUUUGGAAACGAGUACCCAAAGGGCCGCAAGAUCCUCAUCCCUUAUCUCUUGUAGGUGCUGAGGCCGCCUGUUCGACGACUCGGCUGCUCUGCUCUGCGUUUGUUGUGAGUCCCGAGCGAAAUACACCAUUUUCAGAGUCGAGGAACACUCUGGCAAUCAAGCAACGGACGAUGAAGACCUCGAGUCGAGGGUGCGAUGGGCCCGUUGUGAAUUGUAGAUAUGUACCCCCUCGU
Messenger RNA from Polychytrium aggregatum, 1191 nucleotides. Its product is annotated as 3-oxo-5-alpha-steroid 4-dehydrogenase-domain-containing protein. The transcript has 9 exons. NCBI's taxonomy places the organism in Eukaryota, Fungi, Chytridiomycota, Chytridiomycetes, Polychytriales. The coding region runs from base 107 to 1012 and encodes 301 amino acids. The record is from RefSeq and is a predicted model, not a curated record. Gene Ontology annotation, molecular function: oxidoreductase activity, acting on the CH-CH group of donors; protein binding. Gene Ontology annotation, biological process: very long-chain fatty acid biosynthetic process.